Molecule: messenger RNA, 353 nt
Organism: Staurois parvus
Lineage: Eukaryota; Metazoa; Chordata; Amphibia; Anura; Ranidae
Source: the annotation of a GenBank genome assembly
UACACUAUUACCAAAGGUAUUGGGCCCACCCUCCACAUCAUUGGAUUCAGGUGUGCCAAUCACCUCCAUAACCAUAGGCAUGCAAACUGCUUCUAUAAACAUUGGUGAAAGAAUGGGUCGCUCUCAGGAGCUCAGUGACUCCAAGCGUGGUACCGUGAUAGGUUGUCACCUGUGCAAUAAGUCCAUCCGUGACAUUUCCUGGCUACUAAAUAUUCCACGGUAAGCUGUUAGUGGGAUUAUAACAAAGUGGAAGCAACUGGGAACAACAGCAACUCAGCCACAAAGUGGUAGGCCACGUCACAUGACAGAGCGGGGUCAGUGCAGACGUCACCAACUGUCUGCAGAGUCAAUAG